AUGAUAACUUUACCAUCAUCAUCAUCAUCUAUAGAAAGUGUAUUAAAGAAUAGAUAUUUAUUACACUAUAUAUUAAAUCAAUCAGUUGUUAAUAAGAGAUUAGAAGUUCAUAAUUGCUUUGCACCUAAAAAGAAAGUAAAGACACUUUAUUAUCAAUGGACUAGUAUUGAUGAUAUAAUAGGUGUUGGAGGAUACUUGGGAUUGUUAAAAGACAAGUUGGUUGAUCCCAGUCGCAGAGGUCUGAUCAUUACAUCUCAAUCUAUAUCUCUACUCGUAUCACACGGUGAUGAGGUACUCUUUAACAUACUGUACAACAAUGCUCAAUAUCGAUACUGGUUCAAUCAAAAUGACAUACUAUACGAUGCUAUAGCUGGAGGCAAUGUGAGCAUUCUCAACACACUGAUGCAACAAGAAGACCCAGUACAAAUGAGACUAGGUGACAUGGAGAGGGCAUUUGUGGCAGCUGCUCAUGGUGGUCAUACAGACAUGUUAAACAAAAUAUUCGUAUUGAACAGCACCUGUGACAAGAGAUGUGAUAAUCCUUUGAAUGCAUUCAAAGCAGCACUAGAACACAAGUAUCGACCGGACCUCAUCUCAUUCUUUCUCGUCAGGUUUGCAAACAAGGUGCCAGUGUGGAUCAAUGUGCUCAAGGAUGAGUUGCACAAGUUUCUCUGGUCAUUUGAUAUCAAGGUUGUAGAACUACUCGUGCAAAAGUUUGGAAUCCCAUUGACAGCUGCGUCGGUUGCCAUGGCUGUCAAGAAUGAGACGUUUGGAGACGACGAGACAGACCGACUAGACUCUAUCAACUUGUUCUUGGCCAAUGUAUAUACUAGACAUUUACAACAGAGUGAUCGACGACGAGUAGAUGAUGAUCCAGUCAAACUGAUUGGAUUGUUUGGAAACAAGGCCCGUGCAAGACACUCUCCCUCUGUCUUGUCAAGACACGUGAUAGCAAAGCUUGUAUUUUGUCAUUUAUGCAAGCUUGUUGAAAAGUCAUGUAGAGGUAAUGUGUUUGCAUUCAUGAUGCAGGCUACAUGUAAAACAAGGAUUGAACAAGAGGAGCUUAUGGCAAGCGACGGUGUUGGUAUGAUUACAUAUCUAUUCAAAUCAGAUGAUACUGAAAACAUGACACUUGGCGACGACGAUGGCGGUAAAUCUGUCAUGUCAUCUAUCUGUCAAUUUGGCAAUGUUGCACAGAUUCUAGAGGCAAACAAAUACAGUAGCUCUGGCAUCGACUAUCAAGCGUUGGUAAACCGACCGGGUCAACCCAAGAACCAAUCAAAUGCCCGUACACUCCAAGUAUGGAAAGUAUUAAUGAAUACAAGUAUCUUUAGCAACCAAAUACCCAAAUCACCAGAACAGUGCGCUGAAAUGUUUGAAUUCCUCGUUGACAGUCUUGGUAUCACUGAAGAGCUGACAUUUUCACCAGGGGAUCAUAAUGCAUACUCAUUCCUCAUGCUCGCCAUAUCAACGUACAAUGAACAGCAUGUCAGACUGGCAUUAAAGUGCACCGGCUCGACCAACGUAGAUAUCUUUUCCUUACCAGAUUUCAAGGGGAUCGAUUUGUUUUGGUAUGAACGUCUUGUCUCUCAAGGAUUACUCAUGCAAUCACAAGACAUUAGUGAUCAUAUCUAUCCUCCUUCCUAUUAUCCAUCGUCAUCAGGUCAAUCGGAUCGACCCAAAGUAGUACCGGUACGACUCUUUUUAGAUUCCAUCGAGACUUCAGACACCAAAGUUUUAAAAAGGUUGCUCAAUAUUGACCAACCCGCGCAUAUGGGUCCCACCACACCAAUAAUCAGUCACAAUGCAAUGGAAAUGAUCAUCGCACAUUAUUGGGACACCAAAUCAAUCGCCGAUCGGUUCUUGGAACGUCCUCAUCCAUCCAUCUACCAAACCCUAAAACAUAUGAUCUAUCAACAUGAAACAGAAAGAAAGGAAAUACUCAUUGCUCAAGGAAUAGAGGAAGAGAAUGAAUGGGAAGAAGGAGAAGAUAGAUGGACAAGAAUAUCAAGGUAUAUGAUCAACAAAGCAUACAAUGAAAUCAAAGUAUUUGCAUUUCAAUUUCUAGUUGAACAAGAUCUAGAUUUAAAACAAUAUUUUAUCAAUACCAAAAAAGAUGAAGAUCUCGUUGUAGAAAUGAUGAAUCGACAACAAGGAGACUACCAAUCAUUUGCAAUCUAUUUGCACAACUGUAAAAUAUAUGGAAAUCAUUCAAAAACAAAAUACAUAAAAUACAAUCUAUCACAUGAAAGAGUUCAAACAAAGAUUGAAAAUGAUAGAAAGAAAAAAAGAUAA
Cavenderia fasciculata is the source of this 2295-nucleotide messenger RNA. RefSeq lists its product as uncharacterized. The record is from RefSeq and is a predicted model, not a curated record. The coding region runs from base 1 to 2295 and encodes 764 amino acids. NCBI's taxonomy places the organism in Eukaryota, Evosea, Eumycetozoa, Acytosteliales, Cavenderiaceae. The transcript has a single exon.